Molecule: messenger RNA, 2898 nt
Organism: Alternaria burnsii
Lineage: Eukaryota; Fungi; Ascomycota; Dothideomycetes; Pleosporales; Pleosporaceae
Exons: 4
Coding region: 1-2898 (965 amino acids)
Molecular function (GO): protein binding
Source: RefSeq, a predicted model, not a curated record
AUGAGCUCAGCCGAACCGCCAGGUUACGACAGUGGAGAUAUAGCGAUGCGACACGAUACAUCAUACGCACCCGACGAUACGUCCUACUCACCACCAAUGGUCUUGUCGCCCGAAAUCAUGGAGUCCAAGGGUGGUGCCUACACCACCCUGAAUACCCCACGUACCCCCAGCUCGACGUUCGACGUAGAAGACGGGACUUAUCACCAUCACAAACAUCACAAUCGAGUCAAGCGUUUUGAUCACCGUGAAGCUCGGAAAACACUUUUGAAGACUGGAGCAAUGAAGCUUCUUGUAACACUGUUCUUCAGUGCAGCGAUGUGUGUCACACUCAAAUCGUGGGAAGGAUGGCGCGGACCCAUCGUCCUUUCUAAUCUCGAAGUCCGAAUCUUCAACUCGCUCACGAUUGGGCUUUCGCUGUGUCUGGGUUUGAACAUCUUGGCCUCGUUGAAGCACUACGCAUCCGUGUUUCGAUGGUCCUUCCUCACUAGACGAUACGUCAGUUUGGAAGUAUUCGAUCUCAUACUACACCUAGGCUCGCUUGCCAAAGUCACAAAGUUGAUGAUCCUCAGCUCACCUGGAUUUCGUGGCAAGACCUGGCUACGGAAGUUUGGCUGGUUCAAGGACGUCAGAGACGACGGGACCAAGUGGAUGUGGCUUGCGUGCCUAGCUUGGCUGUCUCUCAACAUUGGCUCCCAGAUCUUGGUUGCAUUACUGAGUUUGUUCUGGCCAAUGGAGAACUCGCUUCUCCCACUUUUUUCCUAUGGAACUGUGAUGGUUGCCAACUUGGAUAACUGGUCUAAUGACGCCACCUCACCCGUUAUCGUCGAGGACAAACCCCGAUUCACUGAAAGCUCUCUCGAAGCGGCUUGGAUGUUCGGCACGGAGGCUACGGCUUACCCUGAAAGCAAUUUCACAACCUUUGAAAAUAUGACAACCGACCUCUCCGGUUUGCAAGGUGCACCCAUCUAUAGGGACGAUGCUGCUUGGCACUAUCGCUUCUUCAACCGCGAGCCAAAGCAUCCUUGGGUCAACUAUGCAGCCAGUUCGCGCAUUAUAAGUGUCCAAGCAACGUGCGACAAACUUGAGAUACAAAACACCAGUCUGCAAAUUACUGAAGAUGGAGAGGAUUGGUAUCUCAUGGGAAGAAAGCCGGGUACUGAAGAAUAUAGCCCCCACAUUGUCACUGAGACAGCUUAUGGAUCUGUCACCUGGAUGGCAUCUGUGGAUGAGAACUGUGGCCCGAGGUGUACAAAUUUCACCGUCGUCCGACUGCCCGACGAAAAGUAUGUAAACGAUACGUCCCUAUUCACUUGCGAAAACACUCUCGGAAACGUAACAUCCAGCCGGAACGCAAAAAAUGAUAUCACACUGCGAAAUCCUGCCGAUGUUGACGCAGUGUUUGGUAGCGACGACUUUGCUCGUAUAGCCGCUGGGGCAAUAGCCUGGACUGGCAUUGCCUGGGUUAAUUCAGACUACCGACAAACGCGAUCCUACAGUCAGGGCUCCAAAUGGUCUCCGGCGAAAGAGCUCAAGGAAGAACAGCUGGAAGACUUGCUAAUGCGCUUCACGAUCGGUGCUGUAGCCGCGUUCGACGACCACGGCAUCCGCUACAACGUCCCCGAACAAACUGUUGUUCCCUCACAGGGUCAACAACUCAAUGUAGACUGGUCCUAUAUCUUCAGUAUUUUGGGCGGAAUAUGCUUUAUCCAAUUCUUGGCACUCUGUCUAAUGGGCAUCUUUGCUAACCGUACGAUUGUGCGGGAUGAAAGUUACUUCAGUAUGGCUAUGCUGUUGAACCCUGUUGUAAGCCGCAUCAAGAGCGAGGCAGCUAUGGUAAUGAGCGGGAGUGAGAUCAAAGAUAGCAAGGCGCUCAGGUUCAAGAAGAUCAAGUACGACUAUCAUGAGGGAGGAAAAGGGGAGCCGAAUCGCGUCGCUAUCUUCUUUGAGGACACAACUCCCAAAUGGACCGGUCCAGCCUUCCUUGUGCACAUGGAGAUGCGCGGCAAGGCAUUCGGUUGUUGCGCCUCACGCACGAGCGACGGCAGUCCGCCUGCUGUCCACGCGCAUUCGUCGUCGCGCAACAUUACGGCGCCUUCGACGCGACCAAGCUCAGUCCCUUCUCCACGCGCCUCUCAUGCCUCGCAGGGAAAUGUCCACCCACCGCGAGCCGACAAUCGCCCAAACACCCCGCUGAAGCCCAUCCCCUCUGCUCAGCGCUCGCGCCUGCCGAAUACGCUCGCUUCCAUCACCACCAAGACCAGCAGCCGCGUCAAGCCUCUGACCGACUCCACGAACCUGACAUGGACGCGAUCGCGAUUGGACAAGGAGCGCGGGGACUGGUGGGAUACACAAGUCACAGGUUCGGAGCAGAUAUGGCGCGCUGUACGCCUCGUGGCGCACUAUCUACAGGCUGGGGAGCUGCAAGAGGCUCAGACGAUGCUGGAUGCCAAUGAUUGCACGUGUCCAACGGGACUACUUUGGCGAGGCGUAUACGAUCCGACUGGCGUCCAAUACAAAGUUCCCGAAUGGGUGAUUAUUGAGCCAGAGGGACUGGCAGAAGAAGAAGAUAUAGACGACAAGGACGUGGCUGGAGAUGCCGGCUCCAGUGCUAUCCAGGAGACGUUGGACGACCCGGUCGACGACGAUUCUAACGGCCUCAUACGUGUGCGAAUAAGGACGAGCCAUGACCAGAAGGAUGUUCCGGUCGUGAUUCGGAUGCGAGACACUGUCGCAGUCGUCAUUGAGAAGCUGAAGCAGCAAGCAAAGCUCGAUUCCACCGUCAAAGUCCGCCUCGCCUAUGGUGGGCGCCUCUACCAAGACACCGAGACGUUGGAAUCUCAUUCUUACUGGGACUUUGCUAACAACUUCAUCAUCACCGGGCUUGUGUUUAUCGUUUGA